AUGGCUGAUUUACAGCCAUUAUUUGACAAAAUACAGAAGGAAUUGGAUGAGAAUAGCUCAGAAUUGAAAGAAGAUAUAAUUAAAAGAAUUUUGAAAGAAACUCAGGAUGUUUAUGGAUCUGAAGAUUUUAAAUCGUUUUUUGAAUGCUCAGCAAAAGAGAUUUUAUAUGAAAUAGCGGGAGAUUUUUCUUUGCUUCAAGAAGAAAAAUUUGAAAAAUUUUAUUCAAUACUUGAUAUAUCAAUUAUUGGACAACAAAAUGAUAUUCUUGAUGAUAUGUUGCCUUUUGUUCUUAUUGAAGACUUGAUGGAUAUGCAAACGGUUGCUGAAUGUAACAAGCUUUUCGAUUUUCUGAAUUCUCGAAUUUCCUCUUUAAUUGAGAAUGGUAUUAAUGGAACAAAAGGGAAAGGACUUGUAUUAUUGAGACUUUGUAAUGAACUUUUGAGACGAUUAUCAAAGACAAAAAAUUCUUUAUUCUCGGGAAAUAUAUCAAUGUUUUUAUCAUAUAUUUUUCCUCUUAGAGAAAGAAGUGGUCUUAAUCUCAGAGGGGAUUUUCAUGUUGAAAAUGUUACAGUUUGGGAUGACUUAAAUCAUAUUUUUCAUGAUAAUCAAAAACAGCAAAGUGAAAUAAAAAAAGAUGAUAAAUUAAGCGAAAAGGAAAAAAAAAGAGAUACUUCUGAUAAUGAAAGGAAGGAAAAAAUUCCAUUAGAUACAUUUUAUACGAUAUUCUGGUCUAUGCAAAAAUUUUUUUCUGAUCCUUCACUAUUAUAUAACCCUAAAGAGAUGCAAGAAUUCAAAUUAAACAGUUCAAUUGUUUUGGAUAAAAUAAAAUCAUUAGAAGAUGAACAACGCAAAACUAAUGAAAUAAAAUUUGAAAAUCGAAAAGGUGAUCGAAAGAAAAAAUCAGAAUCUUUAAAAUAUCAACAAACUCAUGAUUAUUUUGAAAUGCAUUUCUUUCCUAAAUUCUUAACUAGUUAUAAACUUUUCAAAUUACAGCUGACAGAUUCUAAGUUCAGAAAACAUAUUCUUAUACAAUUUUUAAUUAUUUUUGAUUAUUUACUUACUCUUAAAGAUUCAGAAAAAAGUAAACAAGAAAAAAUAACUACAAAUCGUUUAUUACAAACAACAUAUCUGCUUUCUCAAGAAGAUGAAAUCUGGAUUACCGAAACUCUUUCUAAAGUUUAUACUAUAUUAGACUCGACCAUUCCAGAUGGACAACGUUUCUCACAAAACAUUCGUUCAAUUCUAUUUUUUGAAAAAAAUUGGGUUAAUUGGAAACUUCAAGGGUGUAACGCGUUUGAAGAAUUUCCAGUUUCUGAAACUUAUAUCAAUGAUAUUAAAGUAAAAUAUGAAAAAGAGUCUGAAACUCUUAAAGCUUAUAAAUAUCCUCUUGGAAAUUUAGCUCUUUCUCGGCUUUGGGAAAAAGGAGGGACACAUACAAUGGAAGACAUGGCAAAGCAAGAACGUUAUAUGCUUCCUGACAUUAAAACUUUAUUAGAACCAGCUCAACAGGAUUCUGAAACUGAAAAUAUACCUAUAAAUGAGAGAAAUUCAAUUAUUUCUGAAAAAAAUACAAUUAAAUCAUGGAAAGCAUUAAGGAUUUUAUCGCAUUCAAAACUUCAUUUAUUUAAUAAAUUAUCAGAUCGAACUAUAGAAGCUAUAUCACAAGUAGAUCAGUUUUUUAAGGAUGAAUCUGAUAAAAAUAUUGAUAUUUCUGAUAAUUCUCCUAAAAAUACAAAAGAAAGUCCACAAAAAUCACAACUGAACACAAAUAACAAACGUACAAUUGAAGAUGAUACAAAAAAUAACUUUCAUUCUGAAAAAAGAACAAAAAUAAAUCAAUAG
Molecule: messenger RNA, 1842 nt
Organism: Pneumocystis murina B123
Lineage: Eukaryota; Fungi; Ascomycota; Pneumocystomycetes; Pneumocystales; Pneumocystaceae
Exons: 8
Coding region: 1-1842 (613 amino acids)
Biological process (GO): regulation of DNA-templated transcription elongation; mRNA export from nucleus
Cellular component (GO): THO complex part of transcription export complex
Source: RefSeq, a predicted model, not a curated record